Molecule: messenger RNA, 1365 nt
Organism: Coccomyxa subellipsoidea C-169
Lineage: Eukaryota; Viridiplantae; Chlorophyta; Trebouxiophyceae; Coccomyxaceae
Exons: 9
Coding region: 169-1365 (398 amino acids)
Source: RefSeq, a predicted model, not a curated record
GCGAAGCCGGAAACUGCCUGGUCGUCAUGUUGAAGGCAACGAAUGUCAGAACUUGUUGAAAGCAAAAGAAAGAGACGAAGCCGGGAAUUCCUUUUCCAUUACUUAGGAUCGCACAACUUUCCGCUUUUCCUGGGAUCCCUGUAAUCGCCGUUGUCCUCCAAUACAAUCAUGCUGGGAACUACAAAUGGUGACCUGCUUGGCGGCUUUGGGGCAUCUUCGUAUCGAAAAGGUUCUGCGAAAUGGUCCAGAGCCUGCAAGGCGGUCUGCAUGGUUCUUCUUGGAGGCGGUGCCUUGAUGGCGCUGAUCGCCUUGACAAAUGCCAACAGCUCUCCCAGGGUGACUGGAAUGAUUCUGGGGGCUCUUCUUGGGCUUGGUGGACUUGCGGGGUUUGCAGGCGCACAGGCACGGAGUGCAAACCUGCUGAAUAUCAGUGUGGUUGUGUCCAUUAUUGGGCUUCUGAUUUCUUUUCAAUUCAUCGGAGAGGUGGGAAGAGAGGCGGAAGUUGAUUGUGCCUUGGCUGAACUGUAUGUGCGUGGUCUAGCCACUGAGCGAUUGGUGAAGGACCAGCACCAGGCAGAAAUUUUCAACACAAUCUACACCCGAAUAAAUGAGAUGGAGGACAUGCUGGAUCUGGUGCAACAUGGCGCAAUCAAGGCGAUAGAUUUGAGGGCAAAGCAGGACCAGCUGAAGGAAACUGACCAGGCUUACAUCCAAGCAAAGCUGCAGCAGUUGCAUCAGCAUGCUGAGAUCAUGCUGGACAGUGUCCUGAAGAACCCAAACAUCACAGAUGAGUCAGUCAAGCAGAUGGCUCAGCAUGAAAGGGAUGCAUUGCAAACACGAAUUGAUCUUGCAGACCAGGCACUCUUGAAGAUCAAGACCAAGCAUGCCCAAGAAAAUUACACGCUGAGCCUGCCUGAGUAUGAGGAAAUUCUGGAUGCGCUGGUCGGAUCACAUUAUACAAAUGUGCCGGAUCAUUUGUCACAUGAGAGUCACCAUGAGCUUGGAGCACUCCUGAUGCAGGCAAAGGCAGAGCUGCCCAACAUGCAAGGAGCCUUGGAAAGGACGGAGCAGAAUCAGUAUCACCUCUUCAAUGUUGACGGCGCUGGUGAUGACAUCACAGAGCUGGCCAGGGUUCGGGCCGAGAAGCAGAGGGAAUGGGAGCAGAAGUUCACGCAGCACUUGGAGAGGCGGGAACAGUCCCACGCAGAUGUGUCGUGGUUGCAAAGCAUGCCACAGCACUGCGUGCAAGAGAACCGGUCCAAGUCGCUGUUGAUUGGGAGCGGCCUGGUGGCAGCAUGCCUGCAGCUGGCAGCUGUUUAUGUCAUCCUUUCUCUCUUGUUGCGCAUCCCGAUCAAGGGCGAUUGA